Molecule: messenger RNA, 1116 nt
Organism: Triticum turgidum subsp. durum (durum wheat)
Lineage: Eukaryota; Viridiplantae; Streptophyta; Magnoliopsida; Poales; Poaceae
Source: the annotation of a GenBank genome assembly
AUGAACCGCCCGACGCCGGCGCACCAGAGGGGCAUGCCGCCGCCGCCGCAGCUGGCGCGGUACGGCUCCGCGCCGGGCUCCUUCCUCGCCGCGCUGGCCGACUCCGUCGCGCGCGGCGGGGGCGGGGGCGAGGUGCCCUCCCACUCCCAGCCCCAGCAGCAGCAGCAUCAGCAGCACCAGCCGGUGGCGGCCGUGGUGAGCCGGUUCUUCUCGGGGGAGUCGUCCGGGCUGACCUCCUGCGAGUCCAGCUGCCGGACGGCGGACGCCCCGGCGCCGCUCCAGCGGGCCUACGGCGGCUCCAGCGAGAUCCACGUGCCCCUCCCGCAGCAGCAGCAGCAGCAGCCGGGGCUCCUCCGCCACAGCAGCUCCCCCGCCGGGCUGCUCUCCCGCCUCAUGGCCGACCCGCACGGCAAUGGCGGCAUGGGCGGCGCUAGAGGAGGGAUGGGGAGCGGCUACGCGCACUCGCAGGGAGGAGGCAACGUCGACGCCGUGGCGGCGCAGCAGAGGAGGCUGAGCUCGCAGUGGAGCUUCUCGAGGCAGCAGGACAUGAUGCCGCACAUCGCGGAGAUGGGGAUGGCCAUGCACACGCCCACGCCGAUGCCGCCGGCCGACGUCGGCGAGAGCAUCGGCACCGGCCACGGCAACGGCUCCGGCGACCUCUCCAGGAGCUUCUCCAUGAGCUCCUGGGACGACACCAACUCCAACAUCAUCUUCUCCGCGCCCGGUGGCGGCGGCAAGAAGGCCAAGCUGAUGGCCGACGGCGACGACGGCAUGGUCACCAGCUACAGCAACAUCGACUCCCAGUUUGGCUCGUCUCUGGACAUGCCUGGCAUGGACGACUACCUGCAGCUGCAGCAGGACUCCGUCGCCUGCAGGGUCCGCGCCAAGCGCGGCUGCGCCACUCACCCGCGGAGCAUCGCCGAGAGGGAAAGAAGAACGAGGAUCAGCAAGAGGCUUAGGAGGCUGCAAGACCUCGUGCCCAACAUGGACAAGCAAACAAAUACUUCUGACAUGCUGGAUAUUGCUGUUGACUACAUCAAAGUGCUGCAGGACCAAAUCGAGAAACUGAAACAGGACCAAGGAAACUGCUCUUGCUCAGCCGAUCAGAAGUGCUGA